AUGUCAAAGAUCUGUCCUUCUCACCUCAGGGAGAGCACUCAGUCCAGCCUGUCGUCUGACUCCUGUGAGUACUAUCAGACUGAGAUAUUUGACCAGCUGCCAGCAUAGGCCAUCAGGCCCAUUCAGGCCCACCAGGAUGGUUCGGAGUCAGUGUCCAGAGGACACAGAGACAAGACGUCUACACAGCCGCUCAGAAACCUGGUCAUGUGUAUUCAGGGGAAAAGAGACGUCAGGGACAGGAGGAAAAUGCAAAGAAGUAGUAUUGGUUUUUAGUCGUGGAGGCGGAGUCAGAGUAUCAACAGGAUGAGACUUUCUGGACACAUAGGAGGAGCUCUAUCAGCCUUGUUACCAUGGCAGCAAACACUCCACACCAUCGAAGGCAGGUUUGGAGUCGGCGUGAAGUCUUACUUUGUCUUCCUCAGAUAUCUGAUCUGCUUGAACCUGCUUCACUGCGCUCUUGUCUCAGGCUUUAUCCUGGGGCCUACAGCAUUUAUGGCAGGAGCAACAUCACUGGUAAAACUUUUGAGGUUUGGAAACAAAGACUCCAUCCUGGAUUUCUUAGGAUCAGGCUACCUGGAUCGCAGUCCAGUCUUCUCCAGUUUAUACACACGGGGUUUCUCUGGAUAAAAAUGUCUGAAACACCUCUGCUGUACUUAUCAGAUAUACUCCCAUCCUCCUCCCAGUCUCAUCAUGGUGCUCCUUUUAUAUGUAACUUACAGAACUAUAGUUGGCUACACAACCUGGAUGCUGGGGAAGCGUUACAGCACCAAUGUGAGCUACAAGAUCUUUUGUGGUUGGGACUUCACCAUCCAGGAACCCUUUUUCAGCUACGUCAAAGGCGGCUUCAUCAGAAAUGAUCUCAAGUUGUUCCUGUAUGAGCAGAGUUUCUCCCUUCGUGAGAAGCAGAGGACUCUGGGACAGAGAGUACGUCUCUUCCUCCUCAGGUUCUUCCUCAACGUGCUCGUUGUGUCUCUUCUGAGUGGAUCCUGCCUCAUUUAUUUUGCAACAAUAACAUCACAGUCUGAGAAUGAGUAUUACUGGUUGGUCAGCCUGCUCCUCAAGUACCUUCCUCCCAUCACCAUCACCUUUGUCAAUCUGGUCUUCCCCAACAUCUUUCGCAAGAUCUCAUUUUAUGAAGACUACUCCUUCACCACACAGAUCAAUGUCACACUUUUGAGGAGCAUCUUCUUGAAGUUGGCCUCCCUGGGGAUCUUCUUGUUCUUCCUUUUCACCACAAAAGAACCUCAGAAUACUCUUUCCCAGUGCAGGCCCAACAGGUUUGGAAGAGAGAUGUACAAGCUGUGUAUCUUCAACUUCCUCGCCAUUUUCUGCAAUGCCUUUCUAAUAAACUUCCCCAGGAAGCUGGUGCAGGAGUGUUACCCCUCAUCCACGGUGGCCCAGUUGUUGGGGAAACAGCACUUCCUGAUCCCCUUCAAUGUGUUGGAUCUGGUGUACAGUCAGACGGUGUCCUGGGUGGGAGUGUAUUACUGCCCUCUGCUGCCUCUGAUAGGAACUGUCACACUGACGGCCACCUUCUUCAUCAAAAAGUUCGCAGUCCUGCGCUGCUGUGUGCCAGAGAGGAGGAUGUUUUGUGCCUCCAGCUCCUCUGUUUUAUUCCACUUCAUGUUGCUGCUGAGUCUCCUCAUGGCUGCAAUCACACUGGGCCUCAACCUACACAUUCAAGAAAUUACGUCCAACACGAAUAUGUCCUCCUGUGGUCCGUUUGGAAAUGGAGAAACUGUGUUGAAUGUGACAGGAGUGUGUGUGGACAGCCUCCCGGGACUGGCACAGACCACCCUGCGCUACCUGGCCUCUGAGGCCUUUGCCCUGCCACUCAUACUAGUUGAGAUUAUGAUCUUAACCUCAUAUGUGUCACGCAGCCGAGCCAAUAAGAAGGCUGUUGAGAGGCUAAAAGAUAUGCUGGUCAUGAGCAGCUCGGAUAAACGUUUCCUGGUGAAAGAACACACCACAAUGCUCAGAGGUAAGAGACCCAACCGCAGAGUUCCCUCUGCUGCCGUCCAAGAUGCUCCACCAAGAACUCCUGCGAGAUGAUGAAGUUCCCAAACUGUCCGUCCACCAACUUUACUUUUAAAGUAUUGAGGCUGUUUGGUAUACAGCUGCUGGGUGACAGCCUGUGUGUGCCUGAAUAAAGAAUGUCAAAGGAAGAUGAAUUCUUACCUUCUAGUUGCGGGACAUAGAAGAAAAUGAAUGCAGUGUUCAAAUAUCUUUAUAAAGUGUGUUCUUUUAGCUUCCCUUCUCUAUUCACUUUAAGUUAUUGAUAAACUAUUUGUUAUGUCCCUGUGAGUCUGUGCAGCUUCAUAAUCAGUGUUUGAACUUUUUAUUUGAUCUCAAUAACAGAAUGGUACAGUAUUACAGGGAUCAGUAAUGUAUUAUUUCCUUUAUAAAUGAUGAUUGUGUUUUUAAAGUGCUCAUUAAACCUUCAUGUUUCAUGUA
Notolabrus celidotus (New Zealand spotty) is the source of this 2454-nucleotide messenger RNA. RefSeq names its product transmembrane channel-like 8 (gene tmc8). Lineage: Eukaryota; Metazoa; Chordata; Actinopteri; Labriformes; Labridae. Gene Ontology annotation, molecular function: mechanosensitive monoatomic ion channel activity. The record is from RefSeq and is a predicted model, not a curated record. Gene Ontology annotation, cellular component: plasma membrane.